Messenger RNA from Podarcis lilfordi (Lilford's wall lizard), 15539 nucleotides. Lineage: Eukaryota; Metazoa; Chordata; Lepidosauria; Squamata; Lacertidae. The record is from the annotation of a GenBank genome assembly.
AUGAACGACCACUACCACAGGGCAGCCAGGGAUGGCUACCUCGACCUGCUGAAGGAAGCCACCAAGAAAGACCUCAACUCGCUGGAUGAGGAUGGCAUGACCCCAACCCUAUGGGCCGCCUACCAUGGCAACUUGGAUGCAUUAAGGCUGAUAGUUAGCAGAGGGUAAGUCCUGCCUUUUGCCCGGUUUUGACUUUGCUGUGAUGCAGGGCUCAGAGAAAAGUCCACGGCUCUUUCCCUUGACAGGCCACACAGCCUCGCAGGGAAUGAAAGCGAGGCAGGUGGAUUGAGCCUGCUUGUUUCUCCACACUUGGGGGGGAAUGUGUAAAUCUCUGCGAGUCUGAAUUUCCCAUACAGAUAUGUUGGGAAAGCAGAGAAGCUUUUGACUCGGUGCAGCUGUUGUGUUGGGUCAGUGGGCAAGAAAACCUCCUCCCCCAUCACCUUAUCCCAUCUUUUAACAAUUGUAUAUUUCACUGCCUGUGAAUGUCCUGGCUUGGUCUCCCUCCCUUGCAGAUUUCACCCUUAAAAAUAUCAUGAAUGGACGGACCUCAGCACUGUGUUCUCUCAAUGUUGGUUAAGAUGUUUGGUGCUUGGCUGGCAACUCUAGCCCCGUUCUCUUGUUUUAUCUGGUGAAGGCAGGGGUUGGUAACCCUCUCCUGUUAUGUGUGUCAAUAGUUUUAAAGAGACAUGAAAGUGGCUUUUUAGCAUUGCUUCCUCCAUGCACUCACACUUCUAUCAUCUCUAGGUUUUGUGUGCAUUUUGAAGCACUACAAAAACCUAACAAACUAUUAGAUGUGGGAGUUGGAUGGAGGAGAUCUCUCAACACUCCUCUCUCCCCAAAGCGAUUUGUUUUUCAAGCAAACUCUGGCUCAUGAGGCGUUGAUGGGGAUGUAUCGGCUGUUUUGUUAUAGCUUGAAGAGGGAAUUACUUAUCUAUGCACCCCUUCCAAAAUCCAUUGAAGACAGUGUGCUGAGAAGGAUGAAGGAGGCCUGCAAAAUAAGUGUGCUAAAGCACAGAUCAGACCUAUGUUCUUAUCUUCUCCAUUGCAAUCACUGAUGGUGUUAAUCAUAGAAGCUGCAAGAGGAAGAAUCUGAGAGGCAGAGAGGUAUCAGGAUAACUGGAUCCUCUUCCUGAAGGCAAGCCAGCCUCUGUGUCCCAGAAAAGCUGAACUUUUACAAGAUGAAAAUACAUGUUUUGGUUAUCUAUUGAAGAUGCGCACUGUGCAAAGGCAGCUCUAUCUAUUGGAUGAAGGCUAUGAGUUCUGUGGUAGUUCUGUGGUGAACAAAUAAUCAAAGCUGUCCUCAUUUCAGCCACCGCUGUUCACAAAUCUGCAAGAUUGGAGUGCUGUUGUUCCCAUUCCCCAAAUGAACUGAGGGAUAGGAAUGGAAGUUCACCUGAGGCCAGUCAGUGCAGAGCUCCAGCAUAGAUCAGUUGACCAGGGACCAUAGCUAGUACUGUAUGAGGUUUGUCGAAAUUGCUUGGGCAGGUGCUGCUGGACUAUUAGAAAUUCAAAGUAUUUAUUUAUUUAAGGUAUUCAUAUGCUGCUUAAUUGCUGAAGUGUCCAAGCAGUUCUCAGAUAGCUCCAGUGUGCAGGAACAGCAUAGGGGCCUAUAACCUUUUGGGCCAAAACAGGUCCCUUUCAAAAGGUCUUUUGAAAUCUCAGCUUUCGCACGGAAAGCAAAGAACAAGUCAUUACACUGACUUGCCUUACAUUGAGGCUUUUUUAUUUCCAUGAUUGCUAAUGCACACAUUUUUAUAUGUUUCUCCUCUGAGCACUAAAUAUGAGUGCUCUCAUUAUUAUCUGAUGGGUAAGCGGCAUUCCCCUAAUUUUUCAGUGUUGGCUGCAGUUCUAUACAAUUCUGCCACCCCCCAAAGGGGUUUAAAUGUGGAUUUCUGCAGAAAGGUACCUGAUGAUACAUUUGGACUGGAAUAGAUGUUCCUGGAUGAGCAUCUUCCCUGCAGCUCAGCUAGUGUUUAAUGAACUGAAAAUACUAUGUGCUUGCUGUCAGUGGGGAGGAUAUAGUAGAGAGGAAUGCUCAUGCCCUUUUGGUGAUGAAUGUUAUUAGGAAAAGACAGAUGAGGCUGGCUCUUUAAAAGGUGCUUUCAUCAUUGGCCCCAGUUUGUCAGAGAUGGAAGAAAUAUACCCUGGCGCUUAAUUAAUUUGCAAGAGGGAGGGAGGAGGCCUUGCUGCACUCAGAGAAGCAAAAUUAUUGAUGCUCAGUAUUGACUGGGAAAGUUUACCUGCAUCUGCAAUGUCACUAUUGUCCCCCUGUCCCCCAAUUAAAGACAGUAACAUAGCCUGUAUUGGCACAGUGCCUAGCUGCCGCAAGCAGAAAUCGGCAGGGAACUUAACUCUGUUGUAGAAGAUUAUGAGCUCCAGUUGUUUAGGUCUCCUGUUGGACAAAUACUUUUACACAAUUGCAACUAAUUCCUGCAGACAUUUAUGCACCAGUAAUCAGUGGCUGAAUGUGCUUUGGUGUGCUAGACUGGAGGAUAAAUUGCUGUCUGGACUGCCUCCCUAAGCUUUUCCAAAACGGAUAUCUGGUGAAUAUGGAGGCUGUGACCAUAGGCCUCAAUCCCAAAUCUUAUAUCAACUGCAUGCACCACUUUAUCCUCUCAAUGCACAACGUAGGGAACAAAGAGGCAAUACUACUGUUGCACACGAAGGAUUUGUCUGGGUGCACAGCUCUGCAGAAACACCACGUUUGUAUUUUGUGCAGCACAUGAUGAAGGCAGGAUUGUGGGGAAGACAGGAGGAUUUGGUGGUAGAUCUGCCCUGUUCAUUAGUCAGACAAAAGGCCUCUUUCAUCCUCCUGGCUGUGUGCUAAUGAGGGAAAGGAACACAAUUAAUGGGAUGGCUGGGAAAAGGGAGGCAAGCUGGCAUUUGGUGCCACAGCCUCCGAGAGAGACAAUUGCUCUUUAGUGUGAGUUUUUGACAAGCUCAUCAGCAGCAGUGCCCAAGAUGGGAGAUGGGCCAGCUUAUGAUUAGCUGGGCUUCACAAUGAAGGGUUUCAGGAGAUGAGGUGGCAGUGAAGUUGCCUUCUGUCCAAGUGGCAGUGUGCUAUUUUGGCAACAACACACUCAUUAAAGAAUGUGUCGUUCCCCCCCGUUUGCUUUAUUCCUGGGUGAAUGCCAGAGAUGCUCUCUUUUCAUAAUUCGGUUGUAGACCAAAUGCAGUGUGCAGUUCAGAUUUGCAGGAUGCAGAGACCCUGAUCUUAGCUAUACUUCCUGCUCUGGAUUUGAAUUCAUGGCUUCAGCUUGAUCCCACACUUCCUCACAGGAAGCAAACACCGUGAGGCAGGCUCUGGAGUGCAAAUGCAUUGAACUCCACCUGAUCUAGGCAGGGCUUAAGCUUCAGCUGGUGCAAAUCCAAAGUAAGAGGGGAGGGAAACAGCAAAAGGCUUUCAAACAGUUCUGGAAGUUUUGACGACCUGGGACUCCAAAGCGCAGCAUCGCCUGUUGCCAUAGUGACACCAGUUGAGUGACAGGUGGGCGGCCUGCCAGCCUUGUACAAAGGUUCCCCAUCCCUGAUGUAGGAUGUUUUCACAUUAGUGGCUUAACACACAGCAAGGUUGUUUUGCAAUCUGCUGUCUUCCUUAUAUUGUACCCUUCCUUCACCCCAAAUUUUGCACUCUCAUAGCUUCUCUCCCCUGCCUCUUCAUAUUUAUCCUGUAUGCUUGCCAUGCAUGCAUGCUACCCUCUCCCAUCCUUCCAUUCUCCAGCUAGGCACACCUGUUGGUGCCUCUUCCUGCCUUAGACAGGCUGCAGGGGAAAAAAUAUAAGCCGCCUUGAGCCUCUACAUCAAUUAUAAAUUUAAUUUGACAUUUUUAUGUAGCCCUCUAGGGCAAAAGAGGCAGAAGUCUUUUAAAAAUUUAGACAGACGCCACGGCCAAGAUCAUUUCCUUGUCUGGUUACUCAUGGCAAUAAUUGAUCCUUGCCCAGAAUCUGAGUUAAUUCUCUCUGAAGUCAGGACAUCAGUAAUUUGCAAGGCAAUAUUUUUAAUUACUGAGUAGUGAUCGUGAGGAUUGUAGAGGAUUGUAGACUUAUAGAAAUCCCAACAAGAUUUAGUUUACCAAAUGUUGUAAAGACACUUGAGCCUCUAUACUCAGUCUUGCUAACUUCUGCCCACUGAAAAAAAUCCCUGCAGUGGAGGAUACAGAUGGACACUUACUCCCCACUUAAAGAUUACAUGUUUCCAAAUGCAGUGGUACCUUAGUUUAAGAACAGCCCUGUUUACGAACUAUUUGGUAUAUGAACUCCGCAAAACCGGAAUUAGUGUUCCGGUUAGUGAACCUUACCUCUGUCUACGAACGAAGGACAAACGGUGGAAGGGCACCGAUGGCAGGAGGCCUCAUUAGGGAAAGCGCACCUCGGUUUAAGAACAGCUUUGGUUUAAGAAUGGACUUUUGGAACGGAUUAAGUUCGUAAACUGAGGUACCACUGUACUAGCCUGUUAUGUUCCCUUCCCUCUCAGAUUUCUGCCUGUUCCAGGAAGGCACUUCAUGAGAAGGCUGACAUGCAAGGAGAUAGAUGAGCACAGAAUGUUAGAGAUUUGUUUUUUUGUUUAUAAAGUUCCAAAAAUGUGUUGGACGUGAGUGACGCUAGAGCAAUUAAAAAUAAAAUCCACAGUGGCCCGGUGAUCUCUACAUCUUGCAGACGCUUCAACAGAACUCAGUGGUUCCCUUUAAUGUAGUUGUAGCAUCCUUUUCUGUAUUUAUUUUACAUUUAGACGCUGUGAUCCCAUACAUUUAAAAGUGUCAGGAAGGAGCAGAAAUUCAACAAAGGCCUUUUUACCCUGUCACGACAGCAUCACAAGGCCGGGCAAAGCUACAACCUUAGCAUUUCUGCCUAUCACAUGUCUGUUUAAGGCAUGGAAGCCAUGGCGGCAAAAAAUGGCAAUCCUAAAUACCUGUGAUUACUCAUAAAUAUUAUAUAUGCAAAUAGUGAGGGCCUGAUUUAUAGCUGUUGCAUCACUAUAUGUGGCAACAAACAGAUGGGGCUGAGGUUUACAGAAGAUAAAAAGAGGCUGCUCAAUGUAGGCCACUUGUUGGGUUAACAAAAGCAGGCGUUCUCAAACUAUCUGCUCCCUAGGACCCAUUUGGAACAGGCGGAAAUUACUGAAGCACACCCAUCACAAAAUGGUGGCAGAUGGAUGCAGACUUAGGCAUAAUCAGCUGGCCGCUGCUGACAUCACUUUCUAGUUACACCUAAUCCAUCUUUUGAAAUGGCCUACUUCUUGGCCACUGCAAUUUCCUUGCGUCAAGGAGUUCUAUAGUUCUGCUUACUAUAGACAUUUGCUCUGGAGGUAUGGUGUACCUCAGCCUUCCCAUUUUAGGCAGAAUUUGCUAAUCCAGAGGCUCCUAAUUAGAGAACUUAAUUUUUUUCUUUUAUAUCUUUAUCGUCUCAACUCCGCAUGCCUCUCAAAGUAUUUUUGCCCAUCUCCUGUGAUUUAUUUUCCCUUUCUUUCACACUAAACUUGGACCCAACUGCCAUUUCACUUGGUCCUUUAAUGUAAAACAGCUUUCUUCAUUUCUAUUCAUAAAUACAUACAGUGCUUUUUUUCUGGGCACCUCCUUUCCCCCCAAAUGUUAAAAGUGUGGCACUUGCUGUAACAACUUCACAGUCAGUACCGACAACUUCUUCUAUUUUUUUUAAAAAGCCGUGCAUACAUACAUACAUACAUACAUACAUAAUUUGAUUUGUCUGCCGCCCUUCCACAGUUCAAACUAUGCUCAAGGCAGCUUAAAACAGAAAAGAAUACAUACCUACAACAUAUCAAAGCUAGUUAUAAGUAAAACAUUAAAAAAUACAAAACCCAAAUCGAACAAUUCCUACAUGAAUCACAAAAAAAUCGUAAAUAAAGAUGCAAAAAACCAACAACAACCCCCUUAACAAAACACCCCAGUCCGAGUCCCCUCCAGAUAUACUAGUCCUAGUUUGUUCAUUAUAGUGGUACCUCGGGUUACAUAAGCUUCAGGUUACAGACUCCGCUAACCCAGAAAUAGUGCUUCAGGUUAAGAACUUUGCUUCAGGAUAAGAACAGAAAUCGGGCUCCGGUGGUGCAGUGACAGCGGGAGGCCCCAUUAGCUAAAGUGGUGCUUCAGGUUAAGAACAGUUUCAGGUUAAGAACAGACCUCCGGAAUGAAUUAAGUACUUAACCUGAGGUACCACUGUACUGUACUGCUAACAGCAACAGCAACAGCCACCACCUUUUGUCUGACUUUCUAAUUUCCUCCAUUACCUUCCCUGGUCCUUUCUCCUCAGAGGAGGGGGGACAUUUCUUUCCUCCUUUCCUUCCUGCCUCCCGUCUCCAGCCAUGUUUUCUCACCAUGUAAGCAGUUGGCUGGUGCUGCCAUUGGUCCAACCAAAAGGGUAUGGCGUGGCCAAGAAGAAGGGAAGGCAAGUGAGGAGUGAGCAGUGGCCAGACUGUGGCAUUGAGGCCCAUCUGAAAGUGUCCCAAGGCCCACUGGUGGGUCCCGGCCCACUCUUUGAGAAGCAGUUAUCUAUAGGGUAUUUUGGUGGCAUUUUUUUUUAAGGGAAGCGCUGUAGGUGCUUGGAAGCGGCAAUAUGUCACAAUUAAGCAAACAUCACAGCCAAUUAGAUUAUUAUUAACUGUGAUUAAGCUUGGGCUCACAUUAAUUGGAGCUUGAUGCAACCUUACCCCUUCCCAUGCACUUCCCCCAAUGCCAGCCGGGAAAUGUUCCACCUAGCAAAGGGACUUCCCCCUAGUUACUGGUUCUUGCUGAUUCCUGCUUCUGGUGGUUUUGUAACUGCCACCAGUCAUUGCACUUAAUUAUGUUUUUCCUGCCUGGAUGUUGUUAGCAGGGAUUACUGAAUUUCCCAUAAAGGAUGAUCUGGUAUCAGUCAAGUGGGGAGGAGGUUUUUGGACAGGCCUCUUCCUCUCCCUGCAUCCCAUGCCUACUUGGUCUCUCGUGUUCCUUGUAGCCCCGCUCACGCACCCUGUCCCACGUGACGAUGGUGUCCAACUGUGUUGCGGAAGCACUUCACAUCAUACCAGACAAAGGAGGCGGCCGUGCAGCGAGGUUACAGAAAUCCUACGCUGGAGCAGAAUGGAAAGCACACCAAUCUGGCACUUGGCACUGAAACUUGACCUAGUCGUGGAGUCUGUUUGCAGUAUGAGAGCCCUUCCAGUGUGGGAAUCAAGCAGCCCCGGAGCCAGGGCUGGCCCAAGUGUGGUGUAGUGGUUAAGAGCGGUAGACUCAUAAUCUGGUGAACUGGGUUUGCUUCCCUGCUCCUCCACAUGCAGCUGCUGGGUGACCUUGGGCUAGUCACAUUUCUUUGAAGUCUCUCAGCCCCACUCACCUCACAGAGUGUUUGUUGUGGGGGAGGAGGGGAAAGGAGAAUGUUAGCCACUUUGAGACUCCUUCGGCUAGUGAUAAAGUGGGAUAUCAAAUCCAAACUCUUCUUCUUCUUCAAGUCCUCUUGCUGCCUGAGGCAGACAAGAUGGCGUCCCUCCACAUUCCAAGCGCAGAAACCAAUUGGAAUGGCAGUGGAAUCUGAUAUCAACACUGGGGGUACAACAGCUUUCUCCACUGUAUCUGAGGCACCAGGCCACAGUAGCAUGAAGGACAAGCAGUGUGGCAACAGAAAGGAAUGGCAGAAGGGAUGUGUGUUCAAGAGGAACAUUUGAGGGCUGCUCCCUGAGGUGGUCACCCCACUCUGCCUAAUGCCCUGCCUGGAGCUGCCAGCAUCCCCCAUCUGCCUUGAGUACUAAUCCAUACCUCACCAUUUUAAUGUAAAGACCCUUCUUAAACAUUGGCUCUCCAAGAAGUCAUUUUCAUUGAAACAAAUUUCCAAAGUGAGUCUGUUGCAACCAAAAAAUGAGAGUAUUGUGGCAAAUUAAAGACUAAACAUCCUAUUUAGUAGUAGUAGCAGCAGUAGUAGUAGCAGUUUUAAGCUUAUGCUAUAAAAAUAUGGUUAAUCUUUCAAGGUUCCACAAGACUCUUCACUGAUUUUCCUUGAAGAGGCCCAGAUUGAAGAAUGAACCAACCAACCAACCAACCAACCAACCAACCAACCAACCAACCCCUUACAACCUGCCUCAAGAAAUCAUCCGGCAGCAGCAGAAGCUGCUAUCCAGACUCAGGCCUACCUUUUAGCAGGUGGAGGCAGGUCACAUUGGGCACUAGAUUUUAAAGAACCAUUUAAAGAGCAACAAGCUGUCAAUUGUGUCAUGAGACUAGCCACUAUUUGGGAGGUAGGUUCCACUGGGAUUUUUCCUGCUUCAGGCACUAAGAUGCCUUGGGCUGGGUAAGCAAGUGGGUGAAUGUAAGAGAGGACAAUAUGAGGCAUGCUGCUUCUUUCCAGCCCGGAUACUCUAUGGUUUAGCGGUUAAAUUUGUAUUGCAAUUUUCAAUAAUGAGGGGCUGCAGUACAAUGCGGUGCAAGGAACGGUUGUAUUGUACUUCGCAGCUCCCAUCUUGAAAGGACUGGAUAAAUUAAUGGAAGGUAAAGCUAUUAACGUCUACUAGCCAUGAUGGCUAUGCUCUGCCUCCAUGGUCACAGGAAGCAAUGGGAGGACAGAGUACCCUCAUGGCCGGAUCCUGUUUGCUUGUUUCCCAUAGGUGUCUGGUUGGCCACUGUGGGGACAGAAUGCCAUUGGCAGCUGGGUGGCCCAUUGGCUUACUCUAGCAGGAUUCUUAUGUCAAGUUCCAGCUCAGGGCAGUGAAAAAAUGCUCAUUGUGAAGUGGAUCUAAAUGGUUUUGCUUAACGUUUCAGUCGCUAAGCUUUGGUGAAUUCACAUUCCAACCAAAGGUUACGUGGGAAGCAACCAUCACCCACCUUCCCCUCAGCCCUGCCAAGCUGGGACAUUCUGAUGAGACGUGUUGAAAUUUCCUGCAUUGGCAACAAGAAUAUUUGAUAUAGCUGCAUUUUCCUGCCCUGGACCUGCACCCGAUACUGCUUUGUAUCGGUGUGAAAUAGAUUGCUUUAUUGGGAAACAAGCGGCAUUUCUCGCUUGCAGGGAGAAAACAAUAGGGUCUGAUUCCGCUUUUCCGGCUGCUUGCAAGCCUCCACGCCCAAUUCCAACGCACAUGUCUUCAUUCAGAACAAACAUAAACAAUGCUGCACACGCCCUGAGCUCACAGCCGGCUCCAGCAUUUACAGUUUCUGUGUCUCUUUAAGCAAUCGCCAUCAAUAAUUCACCCCUCUUGCAAUUCAUCAAAUAUUCAUCUUUUCCCUGAGUUCCCCACGACCGAUAGGCCAGUAUCAAGGUGAAGGGAUGAGGGCAGGCUGGCGAAGGAGUCGCAGCGAACCUGUUGCCAGCUCCUGGAUGGUACUCAUUUACCCAGGGCCACAAAGCAAAAGGAAACCUGUUCCAGCGUUCUGCUGCCAGACAACUUCAUCCUCCCACCUCCUGUUGCUGCUUGCUGGGCCUGGCUGGUUAGAUAGGUUUUGCUCUAUGUGGGAAACGCAACAGACAGCUUAUCUGGAGUUGGGUGGCUUAGAAAUCUUGUAUCGGUCACUCCAGCAUCUCAUUAAAUUAGGGAGAAGGCACGCCACUAAGCAACACUGCUCUUUUAAAAACGUGUCUUCUCCUUUUGCCUAUGUAGUUAACAAGCACUACUCAAAACAACAACAACACUCAGCUUUAUAUAUUAUAUUUGUAUGCUGCCUUUCCUCCAAAGAGAGUGAGGCAGCAUACAUGUUUUGCAAGUGGACUAGAGAACUGUACUGAUGGACAGCCAUAAAAAUGUAAAUAAAUGUUAAUGGGAAAAGGCAGUGUGCAGGGUACUCACUUCCCCUCCAUUUUAAGCGUCACAACAACCUUGUGAGGUGGGAUGCAUGCGUACGUAGUUUAUUUGUAUGCCACCUUUCCACAGUUCAAGCCGCGCUCAAGGCAGCUUACAACAUGAAAGAAACUUCACUGCAAUGUAACAAAAUUAGUCAUAAACAAUAAAUAAAACAUCAUAACUGAUAACAAUAUAAUUUUAUUUUUUUAAAAACCCCAACAUAACCAAGGCUUAUUCAUUCAAGCUCCAUAUCCAAGCAUUGUUUUUCUUUACCCCAGAGUUUUCCAUGUGAAGACCCAGUAUUGAGAGUUGUGCUGAUUGAGCGCUAAAGAGCAGGUUUUUUUGCAGGAAAAGCUCUGGGGCAAAAAUACCACAAUGCUUGGGUACAGAGAUUUCAAGCGCUGGCCUGUGCCUGGAAAGAGUGGGGCAAAAGUGUGGAUAAGCCCUAAGAGGUAGUAUGAUUGGCUCAAAGUCACCUAGGUAAGUUAAAGGUGAGUGGGAAUUUGAACCUAGGUCUCCUUGGUCUUACUGACGAUAAAGUUGUCAGUGCAGGGGACAUGCAUGACAGCUGGAUUUCCUUGAGGGAAAGGGCGGGACAUAAAAUAAAAUAACAAAACGUUGUUUGCAGGACUGAGUCUUGGUUUGCAUACUAGGGCAGCUUUUAGCAUGCCUGGUUAUACUAGCCUCCCAUUGCGCCGACUUUGCUGGGAAAAGGUGUGACCUGAUUAUAAGCUCGGUGCUAGUGAAGACUGUGGUUCUGGAGGUGGACUCACCUUUGCUCCCUCUUGAAAUGUGCUCCUGGCUAACUUGUCCUGGAUUUCUGGAGAAGAUAACCAAGGGCAUUUGAGCAGUCGUGAAUGGGUAGGGAGGAGCUGCUCUAAUUUGUGCAAUACCUCUAGUGCAGUUGAAAAGCAGGGAUUCGUUUCACCUCAUGCCCACACAAAAAAGGUUGAGAGAGUGCACAAUGUCUUACUUCAGUGUCAGUACUGCUUGCCACCUUUGCCACCCCCAAACUUCAAAUAUACCCUCUCUCACUCUGAGGAAGAGAAGAAGACUGAACAAGCACAGCAGGUCUGAAGCUAAGCUUUAAAAAAGGUCAGUAAUGCAUUGUGGAGAAGGGUGGAAAGAGAUCUGUUGACAGGAGAUGAAGGGAAGCUUAUUGGGUAUAAUUCUGCUUGUGUGGAUUUCCUCCUCCAAAAAAUGCUCCAGAAUUACUGUGAUUGAUUAACACGAGGGCCACAGGUAAGGUAAGCACCAGAAUAAGAAUGUGUAAAUUGAUUUGAUACAUUUCACAAGUCCUAAGCAACAUCUACUCAUUAGGUAUACAGGCUUCCUUGAUCACUAACUUAUUUGUUUCCUGCCUUUUAGGGGUGACCCAGACAAAUGUGAUAUCUGGGGGAACACGCCUCUUCAUCUGUCAGCAGCCAAUGGUCAUCUCAAUUGCCUCUCCUUCCUGGUGUCUUUUGGGGCCAACAUAUGGUGUUUGGACAAUGACUACCACACUCCGCUGGACAUGGCAGCCAUGAAGGGCCACAUGGAGUGUGUGCGUUAUUUGGACUCCAUUGCUGCCAAGCAGAGUGGCCUCAACCCCAAGCUGGUGAGCAAGCUGAAGGACAAGGCCUUCAAGGAUGCAGAGAAACGGAUUAAGGACUGUGUAAAGAUGCAGAAGAAGCACCACGAGAGGAUGGAGAAGCGGUACAAGAAGGAAAUGUCUGACCACUCAGACACUAUGAGUUUUUCCAGCUACUCCAGCAGCACUCUGAGCAGGAGGUUCCAGCACAUGUCUAUGAUGACUUCCUUGCCAUAUUCUCAGGCCACCAUACACGGCACAGCCAAGGGCAAGACCAAAAUCCAGAAGAAGCUGGAGAAAAAGAAGCAAGUGGAUGGCACCUUCAAAAUCUACGAGGACGGGAGGAAAAGUGUGAGGUCCUUGUCUGGUUUGCAGCUGGGCAAUGACGUCAUGUUUGUGAAACAAGGCACCUACGUUAGCCCAAAGGACUGGACCCGGCGCAACGUUAGGGACAUGUUUAUGACGGACGAAGAUACUGUCUCCCGUGCCAUAAGUGACCCAGGUUUGCACAUGGACUCGGCCCAUUCUGAGGUCAGCACUGAUUCUGGUCACGACUCCUUAUUCAAUCGACCUGGACUUGGCACGAUGGUUUUCCGGAGGAACUAUGUCAGUAGCGGACUGUUUGGAAUUGGCCAGGAUGACCCCAGCAUGCUGGGAGAGGACAGGAUGGGUGUUAAACUCCACAACCGCCUGCAGCGCUCGCCAAGUCUCAAUGACAGCAUCGGCAGUGCCAACAGCCUGCAGGAGAGGAAUGUGGAGGAGCUGCCGUGGGAUGAGGUGGAGCUGGGCCUGGAUGAUGAUAUUGAACCCGAGACAAGCCCUCUGGAGACCUUUCUGGCUUCCUUGCAUAUGUCUGAGUUCAUUUCAAUCCUCAAGAAGGAGAAGAUUGACCUGGAAGCUCUUAUGCUGUGUUCGGACAAUGAUCUGAAAAGCAUCAACAUUCCACUGGGGCCCCGGAAAAAGAUGCUGGAUGCUUGCAAGAGGAGGAGACAGACUAUGGAGAACCCUGAAGUCAUAGAAGACACUGAGCUGUAAGCAAUUGAGCCCCCUCCUUUCACACUCAUGGAAUGCACACAGGUCUUCAGCAUGUGAUGCGCAUAGCAUAGAAUGGUACUUCUUACGUACAUUCAUAUUAUGUAUUUGAAUAACAGGAAUUCUCCGAUAGACCAGGGUGCUAGGAGAAUGUCUGCGUAGCGUACGGUAGAAAAUUGCCAGCAGAAAGAACUUGACUUGACUGACAAAAAUGAAUUUAUACAAAUGUUUCAAUAUUUGCAAGCUGGGUACACAAGUUGCCUUGAGGUAAUGUCUUAAAUCAGAUUCUUUUUGCUACCUAGAUUAAGGUAGUGUUGGUAUCAAUAUAAUUUUUACCCAGUGAAAUCAACACUAACAUGCUGCCAUUAAAGCCACUGGAGGCCAUUUUUAACCAGUCUUGGCCAAACAAACAGACAAAAGCUGAGCUUCUAGGGACAGACCUUGGGCUACUCCAUACCCUUACAGGACAGGUCUUCUUAUGGACUUUUGGGCUCACGCCAUCUGAUCAGCAAACUCACAAGCACAGUACUGGCAGAGCCACCUCCUGCUGCUUCAGAUGUUGCAUUGCAUCACCAUCUGCUAAAAGAGCGUGUUGUGUGGUGGUGGGGAGACUUCCCUUUGGCUGUUGCUUACUGGCCCAUAGCCCCAUACUAUUUGUACCUGUCCAACAGCUAGUUCGGGCCUGUUGGUAGCUUUAAAGCAGGCAUGAGAAACUCAUAGCCCUUCAGAUGCUAGACUACAGCUCCCAUAAUUCUUGUACAUUGGAUUAUGCUGGCUGAGGCUCAUGGGACUCAGCAUCUGGAAGGCCAGAGUUUCCCCACCAUCCCUUAAAAGGCAAAAAUAGUAUUCAGGUGGUUGGUCUGAAGAAAAGAUAGAUCUGGCUUUGUAAACAGACUCUCAUCUACUUAAUCAGUGGCUGCCGUCAGAUAAUAUAUUUCUUAUGUGACAGCAUGGGAGCCUUCAAUUAAUCAUAGUGUUGGCAUAAAAAACCUGUGCCACUUCUUGGUAAACCGCAAGCCUGUUACUCUUAUUCUUAUUCCUAGCCUCAAGUGGUUAUUUGUAAAGCAGGUCUGAAGAUUUAAGUAUGCAUCUUUACUUGUUGCAAAGAAUGGAGGACAGGAACUGCAAUCUCCUAGGCAGCUUUGAGGAACGUUUUGUGGAAUGCUGGAUUUACAGUGGGCUCCUCACAGAUACCAGUAAUAUUUUUGUUGCUUCAUGCUUUUGUAUCAGUGAUGACUCCGUAGCCCUGAAAAGCUCAGUAAUUGUACCUUAAUGUCCUUUUACGUUAACAAAAUUUCUUUUCUCCGUUGCAGAUAGCUGUUUUUAAGGAACAAGAAACGAACAGGAAAACAAAACCCCAGUUCUAAGUUGCCAGAAAACAUCUCCCAGUGAUCCUAACAGUGGGAAAUAAUGAACGCCAUAAUAAAAGGCCCAAUUCUAACCACCUCUCCACUUCCUUUCUCUGCUUUCCUGUCUGCAGACUUUUGCCAGACAACAGCCUCUUGCUUAAGAGCAUUUUGGGGAUAUGAGUUGCACUACACUAAUCUAACCAUGCAGUCUUAUACAUGUCUACUCAGAAGUAAGCCCCAUCAAGUCCAACAGGACUUACAGGGCCUGUGGCGCUCCAGCUGUUGUCGAACACUUUCCUCCACCACAGGUUUUCCAGGCCUAUCCUAUAUGAACAGCGACGGAUGAAGGAGCUUCAUUUGAACCAAACCUUCACGACUCUGUGAUUACCACCACCAAGAUUUGCAAUGUCAGUGGAGUCCCACCAGUAUUGUAACUUUGGCUUUCACAUUGUGAAGCCACCAUGCUUAGGGCCAAGUUGAGCAGGAGCUCACCUGCAUUUCCUGCUCUGAGAACACUAGGGAAAUUGUUCUUAUUCCAAGUAACUUUGCACAGUUCAGGCUGCUUGACUUGGAGUGGGAGGCAAAUGUAUGGAAAUAGGCAUGAGUGGAAUUAGUUUAUUUUUUAUGCCAGCCUUGUCUUUAUGCCUGCUGCUUUCACUUACUGUGACUGGAAUGAACACACACACACACACACACACACACACACACACACACAGAGUCUUAAGCCUCUCUUCCCCACAAGGUUUAUAUUUUUGCUUGGAUGGGCUGGUCUGUGUUAUAGAACUUCUCCUGGUGAUGCUUCUUCAUCAGUUUUGCAAAGGCUUUGUUGCAAUGUUUUAAAUAAAGGUAAAACAAGCUAAGCCAUACCAAUGGGAUUGGUGAAGAAAACUCCACUGACAAAAUAUAGGGGCAGACCUUUCAGCACUGGACAGCUUAUUGUCAUGUGUAAACAUAGGGUCCCUCCACUCACAGAACUGUAGAGGGUCAUCUAGUCCAACCCCCUAGGAAUGCAGGAUCCUGCCUACAGCCGCUGCCCCUGUGCCACUGUCAUUUGACAGCAAUUAAGAGCAUCUGAUCACAUUUGCAUGUGGUUUGAAUCCAAAGGACCAAUACUGGGCAAAUUUAAACUGUGGUAAACUGAAUUUUAGCCAAGCUCUUUGUUUAUAUUAGCCAUUAAACGAACAACCUAAACUUGGUUGCAAUUCUCAAGCCUACUUUUAUUCAGUAGGAUUUCUCUGGAGCAAGUGUUGUGUGGAUUGAGAUCAUGGAGAGAAACUGUUUCCCUUUCUCCACUUUACAUGACUCUCUUGUGCCCGACCAUAUCUACAGUGUAUAUCUUUCAGGCUGCAAUCUUAUGUGUACUUGGCAGUAAGCCUGACUGAACAUCAGUGGGCGGAAUCCAAUGUUGUGCAAACUUUCUCUUGCACAAUGGGCCUUCACUGCUUCCUUCUCUCUCUCCUGUGAACACCCAAAUUUUGCUCUGGAUAGGGAAUCCCCACCAUCCAGAACACAUAUUCUGAGGUGUGAAGAGGGCUGGGAGAGGGAGAAGGUGAAGUCCUAUUGCAUGAGCAGAAGUCAAUUUUACAAUCUAACAGGGACUCAUUUCUGAGUAAAUAUGCAUAGAAUUGGGCUGAAGUGGUAAAUGUUUGUGCAUUUACAGUACAUCUCCUAUCUUCUGUGGAUGUUUGGUAUGUUUUGUAUUCCUUGUAUGUAUGUAUGUAUGUAUGUAUAUCCAACCCGUAAAAGGACCCUGUUGUUUACUGCUUAUUUAUUAUACCAUGUGCAUACUAUUCCCUGCCACUGCCUGAUUACAAUAUUUUUAAUAAAAAGAACCUGGC